Molecule: messenger RNA, 579 nt
Organism: Zymoseptoria tritici IPO323
Lineage: Eukaryota; Fungi; Ascomycota; Dothideomycetes; Mycosphaerellales; Mycosphaerellaceae
Exons: 1
Coding region: 1-579 (192 amino acids)
Source: RefSeq, a predicted model, not a curated record
AUGAACGCCCCACCAACCUACAUUCCCCCUCUGACCGGCCCCUCCAACUUCCCCCUCUGGCGCCUCCAGAUGAAGGAAAUCCUCCAACCACGCGGUCUCCAACCCUACGUAGACGGCACCAUGCCCUGUCCUUAUCGCCCGGCAGGCCUCCACAACGCAACCUUCGAGAAGACGAUCGAUUAUUCGCUCUGGGCGAAAGCCGAUGGCCGAACGAAAGAAGUGCUUAUUAGGCACGUCCAUCCGUCGAUCGCUACAGCGGUGGGGAAAAUGCCGAGCGCGAGACUGACCAUGGUGUUGCUGGAGCUGUACUGCACCAAUACUCUGCAGGAUGAGGGCGGACUUCGAUUCGGAAACAGCGUCAACCCGCUGGAUGUGCUUCGUCAGCGAGGCGAGGCGGUGAAGGAAGGGAGGAAGGAGCCGUGGCCUGGUGUGGAGCUCGUUGCGAUCAGAGAGGGGAGGAAGUGGGUCAGCAAGCCGGCUGGAGAGGUUGUUGCAGAGAAGGAGCUGAGCUUGCAGAUCUAUGAGGCUGGGUCGUGGCAUGGGCGGCAGAAGGGGUUGGCUGAGGAGAUGGAGGAAUGA